UUUAAUUAUCAGGCUGUUGCGAAGGGAGUCCUCACUGAUACCCUGACAGUAAAAAAUUGAGUGUUUUGGAGAUUGAGACCUACUUUGAGUGCUGGAGCAGCCUGUGAGCCUAACUGGAGUUCGAUGCGAGUCAAACCCACCCAAGACACACACACACACACACACAAACACACACACAUACUGAGAGACGCCCUGAAUGAGCGAACAACUGAGACUCGAUCAGUGAGAUCUCAGCUACACACACACACACACACACAGAUAAUAGAGAGAGAGAAAAAAAAACAGAACACCAUCCGAUUCCUAAACCAGCAACGCGCCUAAAAGUUUCUGCACCAAUUUAACUGAGUUUUGUUACGUCGCCAAUCCUGGUCUGAGGCGAGAAAGAUGAAGGCAGCUGUAGACCAGCCGACCCUGACUAUCAUUAAGACGGAGAAGACUGAUGAUCUGGAAUGUGGAGAUAUACCAUUACUGACACCCAGCAGCAACAAAAUGAUGUCUCAAGCCCUCAAGGCCACAUUUAGCGAAUUCACCAGGGAACAGCAGAGACUGGGAAUCCCAAAAGACCCACGGCAAUGGAUGGAUGAGCACGUGACUCACUGGUUAGUCUGGGCUGUCAAUGAAUUCAGUUUGAAGAAUGUGGAUUUCCACCAGUUCCGAAUGAAUGGGGCCAGUCUGUGUGCCCUGGGCAGGGACAGCUUUCUGGAGCUGGCCCCUGACUUUGUGGGUGACAUCCUGUGGGAACAUCUUGAGCAGCUUCAGAAAGAAUGCCAAGAAGACAUCAAGCCCUAUGUGGUGAAUGGGGUGGUUUCUAGUUACUCCGAGAACAGUCUCUUCUCAACAUAUACCAUGGGAUACGGCAGUGAGCAUGCUCAGUGUGUCCCUCCCUCUGAGUACUCUGACCCAGGAUUUAUUACGGAAUCCUACCAAACUCUUCAUCCUAUCAGCUCGGAGGAGCUGCUGUCUCUAAAAUAUGAGGCGGAUUAUCAGGCUGUGAUCACUCGUGACCCUCCCGUGGACUCACUGCCGACUGAAUAUUACAUCAAACAGGAGGUGGUGUCACCCGACAACAUGUGUGUGGGCCGUAUCAGUCGAGGUAAGCUUGGUGGUCAAGAUUCCUUUGAAAGUGUCGACAGUUUUGACAGCUGUGACCGCUUGACACAAUCAUGGAGCAGCCAGUCCUCUUUCAGCAGCCUCCAGCGGGUGCCCUCUUAUGACGGUUUUGACUCAGAGGAUUACUCCAGCAACCUGCCCAAUCACAAGCCCAAAGGGACAUUCAAGGAUUAUGUCCGAGAACGAACUGACCUAAAUAAGGACAAGCCGGUGAUCCCUGCAGCUGCCCUGGCUGGAUAUACAGGAAGUGGACCCAUCCAGUUGUGGCAGUUUUUGCUGGAGCUUUUGACAGACAAAUCUUGCCAGUCGUUUAUCAGUUGGACGGGUGAUGGCUGGGAGUUUAAACUGGCGGAUCCUGAUGAGGUUGCCAGACGAUGGGGGAAGAGGAAAAAUAAGCCAAAGAUGAACUAUGAGAAGCUGAGCCGAGGCCUGCGUUAUUAUUAUGACAAGAACAUCAUUCACAAAACAGCGGGCAAGCGUUACGUUUACCGGUUUGUUUGUGACCUUCAGAGCCUGCUGGGGUACACACCAGAGGAACUACACGCCAUGCUCGAUGUUAAACCAGAUGCUGACGAAUAAGGAGUACCUGCUUGUGGGACUGGAUUCCAAGCGGUGCUCACACACACAACUUGUAUAUGGUUUGUUUGCUUAAGCUUCGUAGAGAAAGCCGAGAAUCAUCGCUUUGAAGAUAGACAUUUCAAAACAAUGCACAGCUCUACAAGGCAAACAAAACCAGUUUCUUCUUAAAAAAAAAAAUCGUUUUUAUUUGUGUUUUUGGUUUUGUACCCUCUCGUUUUUCCUGCCAUACUAGUGCAACAAACGGACUGUGCAAGGAUUGUGAAGACCUAAAGCAUUGUAGGAUACAGGCACAGACACGCUGCCUGAAAGGAAAAUCAUCGCCAUUGAAGGGCAGUUGCAUGACUGUCUUAGGCAACUUGUCCAUUGGCAGCCUUGGCCACAUUGGUGGACUGAAAUUAAUGUAUUAGGUAGUAUACUAUGUUACUUAUUUGCCAGUAUUUUUCUUUUAAGCUCAUAUCUAAAUUGGUCUCAGUAUUUGCAGUAUUGUGUAGGAACCUUACCAGCUCUGAUCUGAUCAAGUGUUGAAGGUGGGAAGACCACAUCAAGAAUGAUUCAUUAAGAACCUGAAAGGGGGCUGCAAUAGAGUGAAGUACUGAAAAACAUCACAUGAUGUCAAGCCUGUUGGAAUCUGUGUCUUGUCCUUUGUCCAGUGUGACAAUCAGUGUGGUCCAUUACAACAUUUUAUUUUCUUACAUAGACAAUAAUGAACUACAAAGAGACAGGAAAUGAGAUGCUCUGAAGCACUAUGGUUGUUAUCUGAUACUAUGUAACACAACUACAUAUAUAUAUAUAUAUAAAUAUAUC
Carcharodon carcharias (great white shark) is the source of this 2493-nucleotide messenger RNA. It is a transcript of the gene ets1, whose product is annotated as v-ets avian erythroblastosis virus E26 oncogene homolog 1. Gene Ontology annotation, molecular function: sequence-specific DNA binding; DNA-binding transcription factor activity, RNA polymerase II-specific. Gene Ontology annotation, biological process: regulation of transcription by RNA polymerase II; cell differentiation. Gene Ontology annotation, cellular component: nucleus. The transcript has 8 exons. Lineage: Eukaryota; Metazoa; Chordata; Chondrichthyes; Lamniformes; Lamnidae. The record is from RefSeq and is a predicted model, not a curated record. Bases 385 to 1689 code for a protein of 434 amino acids.